This is a messenger RNA of Cladophialophora yegresii CBS 114405, 4305 nucleotides long. RefSeq lists its product as uncharacterized. Gene Ontology annotation, cellular component: nucleus; RISC complex; cytoplasm. Bases 1 to 4305 code for a protein of 1434 amino acids. Gene Ontology annotation, molecular function: ribonuclease III activity; ATP binding; RNA binding. The transcript has 4 exons. Lineage: Eukaryota; Fungi; Ascomycota; Eurotiomycetes; Chaetothyriales; Herpotrichiellaceae. The record is from RefSeq and is a predicted model, not a curated record. Gene Ontology annotation, biological process: siRNA processing.
AUGGAUUCUGAGAUCGAUGAAACUUGGUCUGAUACCUCCGAGGAGGAUGAUUGCCGCGACAUCACUCCCAUUCAAUCACGUGCGUAUCAGAUAGAGAUGUUCGAGCAUAGUAUGAAAGAGAAUGUUAUCAUUGUGAUGGCUACCGGUGUUGGGAAGACCCAAAUCGCCAAACUUCGCAUCCAGGCAGAGCUGGAACGUUCGCCGAACAAACUCGUCUGGUUUACUGCCCCUAGUGUCGUCCUCGCGUAUCAGCAAUAUCGGUUCCUUUCCCAACAGCUCCCAGCCUACAAGUUCCGGCUCAUUACUGGUAUGGACAACGCUGAAUAUUGGACUUCCCUAGAUAUCUGGCAAAAAGUACUACAUCAUGUUCAUGUUGUCGUUUGCACUCCAGCCAUCCUGCAACAGGCUCUUAAUCAUGGAUUCGUGGCUAUGAAGAGUAUGUCCUUGCUGGUCUUCGAUGAAGCCCACCACUGCGUGAAAGACUCGCCCAUGAAUUCGAUCAUGAGACAUCACUACCAUCCAAAACUCGUUCCGGAAACCCUUCAUGAACUCCCGCAUAUCCUUGGCUUGUCUGCGAGUCCGAUCACCAAGAAGAACAGGGAUGAAGUGUCCGAGCUGGAAAAUAAUCUCAAUGCAACUUGCAAAAGUCCCCUACAGCAAUUGGAAGAAUAUACUGCUUUCGUCAACAUUCCAGAGCCCGUGAUACUGCCACACAGCCCAAUUCCGCAUCACUGUUCAAAUCUGCUUAGUCUAUUGACUGCCGCUGUUUGUGCCGUCAAUGUCGAGCAAGAUCCAGUCGUUGCAGCCCUGCGACGAAGCAAGGAUCGGUAUGACCAAGAGAAACUGGAAAAGAUCUUCAAGAAGCAACGCACGCCGGCCAUGGAAGAAAUGCAAGCGCUUGUGCGAUCGUGCACAGACAUACAACAUAACCUCGGCGCUUGGGCCUGUGACAUGUUCAUCAAGAAAUGCGUGGAGAAUCUGGAGCUUACAUCGUCUCGUGAACUUGAGUCCGUCGCGACCGAAUCUCCUUUCGCGGAGAAGAGUGUCUUCAUAGCUUCCACACUGAACACUCUACAUUUACCUCUUCGCAUGGCUAACCUGGACCUGAACACAGCCGGCAGCGUAUCCUCGAAGGUGAAAUUGCUUGUGGAGUUUCUCCAAGAAUGCUAUCAACCUGACCUCCGAUGCCUCAUUUUUGUCAAGACAAGACCAACCGCGUGGUCACUCUCUGAUAUCAUCAACAGUCAUCCAGUCACUCAAGACCAAUACCGCGCGUUCUCCUUCGUCGGGGUGUCUAAUCCAGCACACAGAGGGGUCUGUGAUUUCGCAGAACUACACACCCAACAUGACAACUUGGAGAGUUUCCGACGCGGUGAGCUCAAUGUCUGUGUUGCCACUUCGGUGCUUGAAGAAGGCGUUGAUGUACCAGCUAUGAACUUGGUUAUAUGUUUUGACGAGCGGCCGAAUUUUCGAAGCUUUAUUCAGAGCCGAGGCAGGGCUCGUCAGAGAGAAUCUCGAUUUGUCAUGUUUCCCGAAGCUGCUUUGAAAAGAAGCCAAUGGCAAGCAUUAGAAGAUGAGAUGAAUGAGGAUUGCCGAAAGUCUCUGGAGUCUGUCGAGCAACGGGAGAGGAUAGAGAGAGUCGACGAGGCCGAUGGUGAGGUGUUCAGAAUUGCGUCGACGGGGGCUGUUUUGACGUUUGCAGAAGCACGGCAACACCUGGAUCUGUUUUGCGCAAAGCUGCCGAACAAAGACAUUUCUGAACAUACGGCUCCGGUCUUCGUACUUGAAGGCCAGCCCGGCGUGAAGCUACAUGCAAAGGUCUACCUUCCGUCUUCAUUGCCACCCAGUCUACGGACAGCAAAAUCAAGAUCUAGCUGGCUGACGGAGAAAAGAGCCAAGCAAGAUGCUGCCUUCCAAGCAUAUCGAGCGCUACACGAUGCUGGACUCGUCACAGAUCAUCUGUUACCUUCGGAUUGGCCGAAAGGUCAGAAGGCUUCGAAAGAGGUUGACGGAGUUGAGAAGAGAGACAGUCUCUACGACGUGGAGAAGCAGUACGAUCCCUGGCCGAACAUCAUAGGGCUGUGGGGAGCAUCUGGUUCACCUACAGUCUACGCUCAUCGCCUCAAGAUAGAGGCGCCGGACUGUGUCUACCCUUGCAUGCUCUUACUUCUGCCUGUCAAGCUCUCAAAGCUGUCAUUCUCUCUUUUCAAGAAUAGUGCAGCGUUGCAGGUUACGAUUGGUGUUGGGUCGGAGAGGCAGGGCUUCCCACUCAACGUCGCAAAAGAAAUCACGUUCCUGCUCUUGACAUCAGUGCUCGGUCGAAGGUUGACAGGGCUCCGGAAGGAGCACUUGCCAUCCCUCUUCGUGCCUGAUAUGGAGCAGAGCUCGCUCCCGGACUGGUGCGACGCAGCCUCAACAAGCAUACCAAUGAUCGACUUCGACCCAAUGAACGACACGAGUCGCCGGUCGUACCUUGUGCAGCACAAGAAGAGCAAGGUGCCUUUCCUUUGGCAACCGAAUGCACUUCAUUGUGAUGGCCAUCAACCAUAUGACGUUCAUGCACGCAACCAGCCAACGUCGAUCAGCGUAACGUCGCUUCCAAGAACACUAGAGUACCUGCAGCAGGGAAAUAAACCAGUCUUUGUUCAAGACGUCGUCAAAGAGCUGCUGGUGGACGAAUGCUCGGUGCUAGGUCUCCCAAGUGAGUAUGGCACCCUUAUGUUGUUCAUACCGUCUGUCAUGCACGUGCUGGAAAUUGCUCUACGGUCGGCUGCGGCAUGUGAGGGCCCGUUAACGACAAUUGGGCUGGAUGAUCUUGACCUGGUGUCACAUGCUUUGACAUUACCUGGAGCCAGCCACACGAGAAACUACGAAAGAUUCGAGUUUAUUGGCGACGCAAUCCUCAAGUUUUAUGCCGGACUACAUGUCUUUGCCGACCAUCUAAAUUACCCAGCAUAUCACCUAACCAGAAGCCGUGGGAAGAUCAUCAACAAUGCACGCCUACAGCGAGCGACAAGAGUUCUAGGCCUAGGCCAAUAUCUUUCACGUAAGGUAUUCGCAGCGAAGGAAUGGGUCGCUGGAGUCAGUGAAUUGAGACCAUUGGUGAAGCAGCCCUUGAAGGGGAUCUCAUCGAAGACUCUGGCUGAUGUAGUUGAGGCUGUGAUCGGAGUGGCCAGUGUCAGUGGUAUCGAGGGAGCAUUCUCCGAGGAGAAAGUUCUGGCAACCCUGAAGCUGUUCCUUGGGGAAGUUGCAUGGAGGCCGCUCUCAGAGAUCGUGGCACAGAUACAGCCCCCGGAGCAGGUGUCAGAGUUCGCAGCCGACAUGUUGGCGCCAGUCGAGAGCAUGAUCGGCUACUCCUUUCAGCGUCGCAGCCUCUUGGCAGAAGCCUUGACCCAGUCAAGCCUUGCCAGCGACGUGCGGUCAACCUACGACCGGCUGGAGUUCCUGGGUGACUCCGUGCUCGAUUACAUAGUUGUCCCAAAACUAUUCCACACUUCCCUUCGACUUGGGCCAAACCAGAUGUCAGUCCGCCGUCAUGCCCUGGUCAGUCAUCAAACUUUGGCAUUCUUCGCACAGAAGACUUGUUACACACGCAGCUCCUUCCAGGUGCACACAGAUCCUCGCACCAAGAAAAGCACCGACAAGGAGCAGCAAGAGACGGUCUAUCUCACCGACUACAUCCGUCAAGUGGGCAAACAACAAGCGCGGGAGCGACGAGCAACAUUGUCGACCUUCGGUGAGAUUCAACCCUCAAUUCAGGAAUCUUUUGUUUCCGGGAUGCAGUUCCCAUGGACUCUACUCUCCCGUCUCGGAGCACCGAAGUCUUUUUCAGAUAUCGUUGAGUCCAUCCUGGCGGCUGUCUUCAUCGACUCCAAAGGCAAUCUGGAUGCCUGUGAGGCAGUCCUCGAGACAAUCGGAUAUAUGUGUCUCGUCCGUCGGCUCGUCAAUGAAAGAGACAUUGAUACUCAACAUCCAGAGUCAAAGCUGAAUGAGGUUAUUCAGACCCAGUUCCAUGAGGCUGCUAAGCCUCCUGUAAAAAUCGUGACCCAAGAGCGGAAGAAGAAAGGUGAACCUGGCACGGAUUGGCGCUGCAGGAUAAUGCUCGAUGGAAAGCCAAUCGCACGUGUGAAGCAUGCAAGUUGCAGUGACGAAGCACGUUACAUAGCUGCAGAGAGGGCCGUGGAGAUGCUGCAGAAGAAAAGAAAGAGAGAACCCACAGAGGUGCAGCAAAAUGCGCAAAAAGAGCGGCGCGAGCAAGAAGAGGAUGUAUCAAAUGCCUGCCUGGACGCACGUGAGUGGCAAUGA